Messenger RNA from Kockovaella imperatae, 492 nucleotides. RefSeq lists its product as hypothetical. NCBI's taxonomy places the organism in Eukaryota, Fungi, Basidiomycota, Tremellomycetes, Tremellales, Cuniculitremaceae. The transcript is spliced from 2 exons. The record is from RefSeq and is a predicted model, not a curated record. Bases 1 to 492 code for a protein of 163 amino acids.
AUGCUCCAGUGGCACCGCUCGCCAUUGGUUCUGCUGGCCGCCUUCUUCUUCCUCUCAAGAGCUCGAGCCAAGCUCUCGGAUCCAUUCGUGAACCUCACGGAAGCUCCACUUCCUCCGUUACCUCAUGAGCUUCAGAAACGAGAUGGCAAUUAUGUCAAAUUUGCAGUCGAAUGGCCAGACAAGUCCUUGAUGGAGGAUAACAAGGAGAACUCUCGAUGGUGGUCCGAUGAAUCGUGGGCAGGAGGUUGGUGGUAUGAAGCGGGACAUUCAGCGAAUAUACCCGGUGCAGUCGUGGUCAACUAUUAUGUGAACACUCAGAACGAUUACAUGUGGAAGACAGGGCAUGCCACUGCGCAAGUUACGUGUACCGGUGGUUUCACAGCGCCCGCGUCCGGUAGCACAGUGACCUUCACAGUCGCUGCUACUUCCCCAUACGUAAGACCUACUGCUUCUAACGGUGCCUUUUUCACGUGCGCUCCGACCCUCAGCUAG